Trichophyton benhamiae CBS 112371 is the source of this 1536-nucleotide messenger RNA. Its product is annotated as cytochrome P450 monooxygenase, putative. The transcript is spliced from 5 exons. The coding region runs from base 1 to 1536 and encodes 511 amino acids. NCBI's taxonomy places the organism in Eukaryota, Fungi, Ascomycota, Eurotiomycetes, Onygenales, Arthrodermataceae. The record is from RefSeq and is a predicted model, not a curated record. Gene Ontology annotation, molecular function: monooxygenase activity; heme binding; iron ion binding.
AUGCUCCUAAUGGAACCCGUGAGUAUGUUGACGACAGCUUUAGUGGCCCUGCUGGGCUACUUCAUCGUCCAGACAAUUUAUCGUCUAUAUUUCCACCCUUUGAGCAAGUUCCCUGGCCCAAAAAUUGCAGCUGCUGGUCGUUUCUACGAGUUUUAUUUCGACAUAGUCAAGGGCGGCAUGUAUAUAUGGGAAAUACAGCGCAUGCACGAACAGUACGGCCCUAUUGUACGUGUCAACCACCGAGAACUUCAUAUCAAAGACCCCGACUACUACGCCGAGGUAUACAGUUCUCGGAAACAAGAGAAGGACUUCCAUGCCGUCUCUGCUUAUGGCAUGACACAUUCUAUGAUCACGACUCUUGAUCAUGACCAUCAUCGUUUCCGCCGGGGCCUUCUAAACUCUUUCUUCUCUAAACGAGCCGUGACCAGCCUCGAGCCUAUGGUUCUGGAGAAAGUCAACCGUGCCGCAGAACGCAUCGAAGAGGCCUUUAACCAGAACGAACUUGUCCCUUUUGAUAAGGUAUUUGCAGCAGUGACUGCAGAUAUUAUCUCAAAAUAUUCAUAUGGCCGAAGUGUGGACUACUUGGAAAACAAGGACUAUCAAAAUGACUUCAGAGAUUUCGGGAAUGUUGCCAGUAACUUAUCACAUAUCUUCACCUUCCUCCCUGGCAUGAUGGGUGUGGUCAAGAUUAUACCUGAAGCAUGGCUGCAGGCUGUACAACCGCAGGCUGUUGGGGUUUUCAGCAUGAGAAAUCUAGUGAGAGACCAGUCAUUGGCCAUGCUAAAAGAAACCCAUCGUCCAGGAUACAAAUCUCCAGAGGGAGUUGAUCGGAACAUUUUCCAUGCCCUAUGUGACCCUGCAGUGCCAGAUAAGGAGAAGGAGAUUGAACGACUGACGGAGGAAGGAUUGGGUGUCCUUGCUGCGGGAACAGAAACAACGGCUAGAACGUUGACUGUAGGCACCUACUAUCUAUACCACAACAAAUCAGUUCUGCAUAAAUUGCGCCAGGAGUUAAAGGAAGUGAUGCCAAAACCAGACAGUCCUAUCACCUGGGCACAGCUUGAAAAAUUGCCCUACCUCAACGGAGUCAUCAAUGAGUCACUUCGUCUGUCUCAUACUUUGAUCAUGAGGCUCCCGCGGAUUGCAAAGGACCAAAGCCUGGCGUAUGGAGAAUAUGUGAUCCCCCCAGGCACCCCUGUAAGCAUGAUAUCGUACUUCAUCCAUCUUGAUCCAAAGAUAUUCCCUGAUCCACAAAGAUUCGACCCUGAGCGCUGGAUUCGAGCUACAGAGAAGGGUGAACGGCUGUCCAGAUAUAAUGUCUCAUUCACAAAGGGAAACAGAAUUUGCCUUGGGAUGAACCUCGCGUAUAUCGAACUGUACCAUAUGUUUGCCACCAUGGUCCGCAGAUUCGAUAUGGAUCUGCAUAACACCACGUUUGACAAUAUCCGAGUCGAUAGGGAAUUCGGCCCGGGCCUGCCGGAGGGGAAAAACGUCAUUGAGGGUUACGCCAAAGUGACCAAAGUUCUGACUGAGUAG